Molecule: messenger RNA, 459 nt
Organism: Spirodela intermedia
Lineage: Eukaryota; Viridiplantae; Streptophyta; Magnoliopsida; Alismatales; Araceae
Source: the annotation of a GenBank genome assembly
AUGCAUGGUAGAAGAUCCUUGCAUCCAAGGCUAGAAAAUCCUUUCAUUAUUUCAUUCAAAACUAAAAAUCUGAAAGAAAAAUUAAUUUUGAUGGAUCUUGAAGGAAGUACAGAUCAAAUUGAGAGCAAUCCUAUGGCCAUGAAAAAUCAUUAUAUCCCUUAUUCAUUUCAAAGAGCAUCCAAUAUUAGAGUCCCAUUAGCACCCACUGUUAAAUUCGAAAUAAAUCCAGGAAUUUUUCAAAUGCUCCCUAAUUUUCAUGGAUUGCUUUUAGAGGAACCUCAUCAGUACUUAGAAAAAUUUCAUAUGGUCUGUGAUUUAGUUAAUCUCCCUCAAGUUACACCGGAAAUUAUUAAGAUGAAAUUAUUUCCUCAUACACUUAGGGACAAAGCUAGUCAUUGGCUAUCCACAUUAGAUAGAGAAUUAACUAGCUGGAAAGACAUAGAACAUGCCUUUCUUUGA